This is a messenger RNA of Huiozyma naganishii CBS 8797, 1275 nucleotides long. RefSeq names its product putative tetrahydrofolate synthase (gene RMA1). The transcript has a single exon. Gene Ontology annotation, molecular function: dihydrofolate synthase activity; ATP binding; tetrahydrofolylpolyglutamate synthase activity. Bases 1 to 1275 code for a protein of 424 amino acids. Gene Ontology annotation, biological process: folic acid-containing compound biosynthetic process. NCBI's taxonomy places the organism in Eukaryota, Fungi, Ascomycota, Saccharomycetes, Saccharomycetales, Saccharomycetaceae. The record is from RefSeq and is a predicted model, not a curated record. Gene Ontology annotation, cellular component: mitochondrion; cytoplasm; cytosol.
AUGUCUAUUGAACUGGGUCUUUCGAGGAUCAGCAAGCUGCUAUCACACUUGGGUAACCCCCAGGACUCGCUGUCUGUAUUGCAUAUCGCAGGGACCAACGGGAAGGGGUCCGUUUGCAGUUACCUGUCUGCAUUACUGCAUUGCCAAAAAGCUGGGAAUACCGUCGGCAGGUUCACCACCCCGCACCUUAUUCAUGUGACAGAUUCAAUAACGGUUAACAACGUGCCAAUACCAUUGUUGGAAUUUAAUACACUAAAGGCAUCUCUGGAUGGUGUUAACAAGGCAAACGCCAUACAAUGUUCAGAAUUCGAAUUGCUGACAUGUCUGGCCCUGUCGUAUUUCAAGAAAAGAGAGUGUAAUUGGUGUGUCUUGGAAGUUGGGCUGGGUGGGAGACUAGAUGCUACUAAUGUGAUUCCUGGGAGAAGAAAACUUGCUUGUGGAAUCACAAAGAUUGGCCUCGACCACGAAUCUUUUUUAGGAAACACACUGCCGCAAAUAGCACGCGAAAAGGCAGGAAUAGUGACAGAGGGGACUAAGUACACAGUCGUCGAUGGGAGUAACGAUUCGAGCGUUUUUGAGGUGGUUAAGGAGCAAUGUGCUAAGGUGGGUCGGGACGUUUUUGUAUUACCAAUUCGAGUUGUACAACGAAAAAUAUCGCGACUUCGUCAUGGGGGAGACGUGUUAAUAACGCAGCUGCCACUUAACGGAGAGUACCAAAUUUGCAAUCUCCGAGUUGCAUUGGGGAUCUUGGACCACUUACAGCAAAUCAGUGUCAUAUCUUUAGAGAAACACGAUCUCUUAAAAGGAUUGCAAAGCAUCGUUUGGCCCGGGAGGUUACAGGAGCUGGAUUUCUGCUACUCUCAUGGAAAGACAAUUCCAAUACUAAUGGAUGGUGCGCAUAAUGGGAGCGCCGCAGUGGAACUGGCCAAAUUCAUCAAACUAAGGUACCAGGACCGUCCUGUAACAUUUGUCAUGGCUGUAACUGCAGGUAAAAAGCUGGACCCAUUAUUAGACCCAUUGCUACGGAAAAAUGACACGGUUGUGGUGACAAAAUUUGGUGCUGUCGAUGGCAUGCCAUGGGUCCGUGCUAAUGAUCCGGAAGGAUUGGCGCAGUUUAUCCGGGAAAAGUAUACGGAAAACGUUAAAGUACAACCUGACGUCCAUAAACUGCUAAUACAACUAGCCGAUGACACCAGUGAGCAGCCGGUAGUCGUAUGCGGAUCCUUAUACCUCUGCGGACAAUUACUUGCUAUGCACAACUCCAACAUGCAGUGA